CCACCAGCCGCAGACGCUUUUGAAGGAGCGCUGAGAGCGGAAAGCAGCCGACGUCAUUUGCAUCUUUAUAUUGUCCAAUCGAAUGGGGGGAGAGGCGGGCCUUACGGUGUGUUGAGGGAAGUUUACAGUUGCUUUGAAGAACCGGAUUCCACUCGCUCACUCUCCUGAGUGUUUGUGCACCUCUCACACUCAAACAAGGUCAGAGCAAGCGCCCUCUUUUUAAAGUGUCUGCUAAUAUGACAGUUAAUAGCAAAAUAAUAUCACGCUUCAAUAUUUGAUUGACAAGACAGCUGACUCGUUGGUUGCUAGCAAUAUGAAAAACCGUGUCACACUGCUCUUUUUUUUUAAAAACGCAGUGCGUCGUGCCUUGCAUGUGAUUAUUUGAGAAAAAGAGUUUGGAACAAAAAUUAAAUGGAAUUCAUAGGGCCCUACUAGAUGCUGCUCCUCCAUGGCUUUAAAGGGACACUUCACCCAUUUACAUUAAGCUUUGUAUCGUUAGAACCCAAGUCAUGUUUUUGAAUGGUCGUGCAUCAUUUCCUCAGUUUCUGCUGAGACAGGAAAAAUACAGAUUUCAGUGUUGCACUUCCUUCUUUCAAUUAUGUUAAAAUCAUCAUUUUGCAUCAUUGAAAGCAGGAAGUCCAAUAUCUUUGUUAAGGGGGUGAGAGACUAUAAACACCCCUUUUCUCUGUCAAAUAGGCACCAAAUUCGAAAUGUAUGUUACAUUUUGACUACAAAUAUGACGCACUUUUAAUAAAGAAUGUUUCUACGGGUGAAAUGCUCCUUUAAAGAAUGAUUCUACAGCCCUAGAAAUAUGACAUCAAAUACGGAACAGGAAAGGAGAUUCCUGUGGCAGACACCCUCUCCAGAAAGUCCAUAGCAACAAAACACGCAAUAGACGCAAGAGAGAGACGCAAGAGAGUGGCAACACUGUUAUCGGAGCUCCGUCGAGUUCAUCAUCUUAAUCCUAUUUUCCUACUAUCUUGUUCCUAUCUAUAUAAUAUAACUUACUAGUUCAUCUUAGGAAUACUUUACCGUGACGAUUUUAUUGAACAGAUUGAUAAUAUUGAACAGUAUUGAUAAGUAAAACGAUCUAUCACUAGUAAACACCUAGUGUUAGCAUAUAGCCCGCUAGCAUCAACAAACGAAGUCGGCUGAAGUUAGCACUUGCUCACUGUCUGUUUACUGUAAAUCUGCCUUCCUUUUCGAUCUAAUGGCGGACUCAUCCGAUGUAUGUUUUUCAGACCUUUCCUCACAAGAGCGGGAAGCUGUGGAGGAGUUGUGUCCCGGCAUUAGCACCAGGCGGUACAGCGUGCCUCACAUCACCCUGGCUCCAGACACCCGGAGACAACCGAGGCAUGCAACGAGCGAGCACCCAUCUCGAUGCAGCUUCACGGACCGCGUUCGAGCGAACGGAGACGCCAUCGCCCAGCAUGAAAACGGUAAGACUCCGCUUGUCAUUGUAACCUGCACUACUUGCCACAUGUACAGUUUAGCUUCUUCCGUCAGCAUAGAGGGGUUUACAUGUGCUAAGUGUAUUGAAGUAGUAAGGCUGACGGAGAAGGUUGCAGAACUAGAAGCGCGCAUCCGAACGCUAGUUGAGGACAGUAAGACCGCUAAUGUUAAUGUUACGAACACUGUUUCGGGUGCGCCUAGUGUUAAGCGUAAUACACAUGGCUCGGUUCCGACUUCAAGGCGGCUGACUAACUGGGUGACUGUCAGGCGGCCUAGUCACAUUCGGCAUCCAAAUCACGUUCCUGUUUUAAUAUCAAACAGAUUUUCUCCACUCAGCAAUACACCGGCUGAGACAUCUGUUAAAGGUGCCCUGGUUAUUGGAGAUUCUAUACUCAGGAACGUUGGCAUUGAGGCACCAGCCACCAUAGUCGAUUGUAUACCGGGAGCCAGAGCGUCUGACAUUAGAUCCAAACUUAAAGUGCUGGCUAAUGCUAAACGUAAGUUUUCUAAGAUUGUUAUUCACGCUGGCACGAAUGACACCAGACUCCGCCAGUCGGAGAUCACCAAAGAUACUAUUAAAGAGGUGUGUGAAAUUGCAAAAACAAUGUCAGACAAUCAGGGGUGCAAACUCAUCAGGGGUGAAAAAGGUGACAAGACACAAGCGCUCUUAUAUAAGCGGAUACGCGGCUUGCAAGCUCCUCUUAAACAGAAACAGGUAUAUAGCGCAUAUAGCACUGUUGUCAACGGCUUAAAAUCACUUAACUUAAAACUGCGGUGCGUGAACAAAUGUUAAGCUUUAUGACCACGCGCACAGCAACGUGACGUGGGCGCGUAACCUCAAAUGAGAAAAUACUACGAGUUAAGUAUGUGCACUCAAUCUGCAGACUGCUUAAACUUCGGCAGCAAAUGAGGUGGCUAUAAAUUGUAAAACAUAACCCGCCACACUGGCUAGUAAUUUGACAUCGUUACCACAAUAGCUGGACAUGAUUUUCAUAAUUUCAUUUACUGCUACCAUGUCGCAGACCCCCCUCACCCCUCAUUUUCAAAAACUCUUCGGAUCUAGACGAAUCACAAGAAUGACCUAUUUUGUAUCAAAAAACGGCGAAUUUCGCCGAAAGGUGACAAGUUUGCACCCCUGGACAAUGUAAUUUGCUCUGGUCCCCUCCCUGCCUACCGGGGGGAUGAAACUUACAGUAGAUUAGUGUCUCUUCAUGAAUGGAUGUCAAAGUGGUGCCCUCAGCAUAACGUAGGGUUUAUAGACAAUUGGAUUUCCGGGGAAGACCUGACCUGCUAAAGAGAGAUGGCCUCCAUCCGUCUCCGGAGGGAAGUGCUAUACUCUCUAGAAAUCUGACCAAUAGUCUUAGGCCCAAUCCCAAUUCUAUUUUAUACCCCUCCCCCUUGCCCUUACUCUUGAUAUUGUCUGACUAUCCAGGGCCCAGGUCAGGAAACAGACAGAUCGGCUUACCCAUCAGUCUGUUAGCUGCCUUGACAUGUCAAGAUCACAUAUAUCCCAGCACAUAGAGCCUUUUUUACCAGAGUACCAACACAUCUCGACUGUGUCUGUUCCUCGAACAAAUAAAUACAGAGCACCGUUUACCUCGUCUCGUACAAAUCUUAUUAACAUAAAAUUAGAACACAAUACAUUAACAGAUGAAACUCAAAUGUUAAAAUUCGGCCUUGUUAACAUUAGAUCGCUUACCAAUAAAGAACCAAUUAUCAAUGAAAUAAUUACUGACCAAAACUUAGAUGCACUCUGUUUAACAGAGACCUGGCUUAAAGCAGACGAUUACACCAGUUUAAACGAAUCCACCCCACAAGACUAUUAUUAUAAACACGUUCCUCGUCUAAAAGGGAGAGGGGGUGGUGUAGCUACAAUAUACAAUAAAAUAUUCAAAGUAAACCAUAAAUCCAACCUAAAAUUUAACUCGUUUGAAAUAAUACUGUUAAAUAUGGAAAUAACUGAUCGUUACAACAAACGGCUUUCAUUCAUUUUAGCUACCAUAUAUAGGCCUCCGGGCCACCACACAGAUUUUCUUAAAGAAAUAGCGGACUUCCUAUCUGAGCUUACAGUCACUGUAGAUAAAGCUCUUAUCGUUGGUGAUUUUAAUAUCCAUGUGGAUAAUCCAAAAGAUACAUUAGGACGUGCGUUUCUGGAUGUUCUAAAUUCUCUCAGCAUUAAACAAAACGUGUCAGGGCCCACGCAUACUCGUAAUCACACACUAGACUUAAUUCUGUCACUCUGACUCAAUAUUAAUGACAUUGAAUUAUCAACCCAGAGCGAUGCCGUUUCAGACCAUUGCCUUGUGUCAUACACAAUACUUCUAGAUAGGACCGCUCAGUCUACAACAUGCUACAGAUUAGCUAGAACAAUAAUUUCCACCACUAAAGAUAGCUUUAUUAUCACUUUUCCAGACCUGUCUCAAAUGAAACAUGUAGCAGAUAACCGUGAAGAUCUGGAUAUUAUAAUAGAAAAACUUAACAACGUCUGCUCUAGCACGUUGGAUGCAGUUGCUCCGAUUCGAAAAAAGAGAAUCAAAGAAAAACCGCCCGCCCCAUAGUAUGACCAUCAUACUGCAGCCCUUAAAAAAGUAGCUAGAAAAAUGGAAAGAAACUACCGAAGCACAAAGUUAGAGGUAUGGCGUUCAGCAUGGAAAGAGAGUGUUCAACACUACAGACAGGCUAUUAAAACUGCCAGAUCUACCUAUCUUAGUACGCUUAUUAAAGAAAAUCAUAACCCUCGUUUCCUUUUUAGCACAGUUGCGAAACUGACUAGAAACAAAAAAACAAACAGAAACCAAUAUUAAACUCCAACACAAUAGUGAUGACUUCAUGAGCUUCUUUACUAACAAAAUUAUGUUUAUUAGGGAAAACAUAGAAACUACGCAAGAAGCCACCACUCUACCCAAUAGUACAUUAUCCACUAGAUUACCAAACGAAUAUCUUGAGUCAUUUAAACCUACUACAAUAGAAGAGCUCUCUAAAUUAGUAACGUCAUCCAAAUCAUCGUCCUGUAUACUAGACCCCGUUCCCACAAAAUUACUAAAAGAGGUAUUUCAUGUAGUGUCAGACACGGUACUAAAUGUCUUUAACUCAUCUCUAGAAUUACGAUACGUUCCAACAGCUUUCAAACUAGCAGUUAUUAGACCGCUUUAAAAAAAAAAACUUGACCAGGGAGAUCUUAAUAACUUUAGACUAGGGGUGUCCAUGGUUAACCGAUUAACCGUUAAAAAUUGUUUAACCGAGUGAAACAUUUUGCUCGGUUAAUUGGCAUCAAUGGCGUGCAUUAAAUUUAGUUGUAAUUUUUGCACCACCAGAGACCGCCAAGCGUUCCCAGACAUUUGUAAUGUCCACAAGAAGUAGUCAUGACCAGUUUUCUAAUAUGAAGCGGGCAAAGAAAAGCACAGCGUUCAAUCACUUUUAUUUUUCAAUCACUCCGUAAAGAGACUUAGAUAACUGCUGAUUUUGGACAUACAGAUAUGAUUUAUACAUCAUUUAAAACGUUAAAGUGUCUAGUUUUUUUUCUGUCCACUCCCAAUAAAAACAGAAUGCUGUGCUUUUCGCAAAAUUAAGAAAAUAAACAUGAUUCCCGUUUUGUUCUCUCUCCCUCAGUGAAGUCAUUUCAGAAACGCGUCAGAAAAUUAACUGUAACUUCACGAAUGCAUGUCAUAGAAACAAAAGAUAAAUGUCUACAUAAUGCUUGGAAUGUCAGCUUUUAAAUGAUGUAAGUGAGAUCGAAAACAUAUAUUGUCAUUCGGUGUAAACUGUAUGAGAAGUAGGAGAGGGACCGUCUCUCUAAUGUUACCUGAUUAUCUGUAAUGAGAAGAGAUCGCCACGCCCCCGCGCCAUUGAAGUGAAUGAGCAGAGACAUCCAUAUGCAUUACUUGUGUCUCCUGCAGUCAAUGGAUACGCAAUCCACAACCCAGUUUCUCCAUUCCUUGUUGUUUCAUCCGAUUGCACCAAAACAUGACGACAUCUAAAUCCUUAUUUACUUGCGUAUGUGUGUCAGUAUCUCCAGACGCGAGUGUUUUCUUUGUUUUUCCGUCAAACAUUUCACGCGAGGGGAACACACAUAAACAAACACACGAGUCAGGAAACUCAAUGCGGUUUUUGGUAUUCUUAUAAAAUACGCGACUGCAAGCAGUACAAUCCUUAUUUACUUGCGUAUGCGUGUCAGUAUCUCCAGACGCGAGUGUUUUCUUUGUUCUUCCGUCAAACAUUUCACGCGAGGGGAACACACAUAAACAAACACAUGAGUCAGGCAACUCGACGCGGUUUUUGGUAUUCUUAUAAAAUACGCGACUGCAAGCAGUACAAUCCUUAUUUACUUGCGUAUGCGUGUCAGUAGUCCCUUUCACACAUACAGUCUUUACUGGUAAUUUACUGGUAAAUUGCAGUUAACAUGUCAUGUGUGAACAGAACCUUUCCGGUAAAUCAGUGCUCCCAAUUUACCAGUAAGACAGGUUGUAAGAUUAACGGUAAUUUACCGGUAAGCGCUGUGUGUGAACGAAAAAUAUAGCAUUACCGGCAUUUAGAUGACGUCAGACCGCGCUGACAGAUCGGGCGGGCCAAUCAGAAAGUUUUUUAUACAGGUGACGCGGUUUCCCCCAGACUGUUUACGGACGUUUCCACACACAUGUUGCUUAAAAGUCGAGCACACCUGAAGUUAACAUCCACAUUUCUUCACCAAAGUUGUUUAAAACAGCUUACCAUCUAAUUGCCAAAUUGCCGACGUCCUUAGCACACCAUCUGUGAAGCCUAAUGUGCAAACGCGCAGGUUCCGUUUGACGCCGCCUAACGCAAUGUUGUUUGGUCACGAGCAACUUCGCGACCGUUUGCCACAGAUGUGAAAACAACAAAAUACGGACCGUGGAUAUUAAGUCAUAACCCGCUGUUUACAAAUACGACACGGACGGAGCUCGCCGGCCGCGCACAACAGGUAACUUCCGCUUUCUCUCCGAGUUUACCGGUAUUUUGAUACUGAUGUGUGAAUGAUGUCUUACUGGUAAAAAGACGGAACGUCACUGCAUGUGUGAACAGCACAUUUUUGUAUUUACUGGUAAAUUCAUGGUAAUUUACCAGAAUUACUGUGUGAAAGAGGCUAGUAUCUCCAGACGCGAGUGUUUUCUUUGUUCUUCCGUCAAACAUUUCACGCGAGGGGAACACACAAACAAACACACGAGUCAGGAAACUCAACGCGGUUUUUGGUAUUCUUAUAAAAUACGCGACUGCAAGCAGUACAAUCCUUAUUUAGUUGCGUCUAAGUGUAUAUCUCCGCACAACACGUUUAUUAAACACAGGAUCACUCGCAUGUGCACACAUAAGUUAGUGCUUUCAUGAGCAACACGUGAGGUAAUGGCGGCGGCUGUAAACAAACAUUGAGCAAGUUUAUCAUGCAAGUUUUUCAUGCUUGUCCCUUGUUGUGUUUCUACUAUAAUGAUAUAAUGAUUACAAAAACACAAAUAAGAGUCCAAACAACGAUAGGCAGUUGUUCUUUUGAGCUUUUUACUGCACACAAACCCUGUGUUCACUUUACCAUGAUUUGGCUGCUAUGGUUUUUAAAAGGUAACUUACACUUAUAAAAGGUUUUUAAAAGGUAACUUAUAUAUAUAUAUAUAUAUAAUGUUUAAAUGUGUAUUUACAUUUAAAUUGAAAAGUAAACCAUAUCAUGGUUUUACUACAGAGAAAGUUACAUUCCUGUUUAACAUCCCCACAAGGCUCAUAAUGUGGCUCAUUAUGCAACCCUUUUGUCUCUCAGCCGUCAAUCACUGAUUAUUCAGGAGCUUUCCCGCCUCCACGCAUACAGCCUUUCCCAAGCAAAAGUGUCUUAGACAUUGUGAAUCAAUAUCUUGCUUUAUGUGAAUGAGUAGGCCAAAUGAUUUUCACAUCAUUUUGAAGAAAAAACUCUAGACUACUAGAUCCUGUUUUGAAAAGUCUUGGGAAAACAAGUUUAGAAUGAGUUUUGUGGACUUAUAUCAGUGACUUAAAUUUUUUGCUUUUUCAAAAACCACGCAUAAACAUUUUUCUCUCAAAAAUACAAACAUGUACAUACCAGGGGUGCAAACUCAUCAGGGGUGAAAAAGGUGACAAGACACAAGCGCUCGUAUACAAGCGGAUACACGGCUUGCACCCUCCUCUUAAACAGAAACAGGUAUAUAGCGCAUAUAGCACUGUUGUCAACGGCUUAAAAUCACUUAACUUAAAACUGCGGUGCGUGAACAAAUGUUAAGCUUUAUGACCACGCGCACAGCAACGUGACGUGGGCGCGUAACCUCAAAUGAGAAAAUACUACGAGUUAAGUAUGUGCAGGUGGGUAUAAAUUGUAAAACAUAACCCGCCAAACUGGCUAGUAAUUUGACAUCGUUACCACAAUAGCUGGACAUGAUUUUCAUAAUUUCAUUUACUGCUACCAUGUCGCAGACCCCCCUCACCCCUCAUUUUCAAAAACUCAUCGGAUCUAGACGAAUCACAAGAAUGACCUAUUUUCGAAUUUCGCCGAAAGGGGACAAGUUUGCACCCCUGCAUACAUGUUGAUUAUAUGAUAUUGUAGCCCAGUUUGUGCUGAACGCAGUGUUAUGAGACUUUUGCCAUUAAUAUGUUUUUAAGCAACUGAAAAAAGCACAAAUGUCAGUGCAUGUCAAAACUUCCCCAGGGCCCUAAAAACCCCUUAGACCCCAGAGGGUUAAAAUCGAGAAUGACAGGGCAAAAUGCAAGUAUUGCAAUCCAGUGCUUAUACUUCAUGUACAACCUAGGGUUGCUGCGGUGACAGAAUUUUCCCACUGGUUAAUGCAUGCAGAUGUGCGCAUUUUACUUUCACUUUUGAAUUACGCAAUUGUUUAAAUGCAGCGCUUGCGUAAGCUGCAUUAAAUCCCGUAUGAAUUUGCGUGCAAUGCGAGGGCAACAGCUGGUUUAAUUAAGUGCUUGAGUCAAUGUGCGCAGGUAACAUACCUGUCAAGUUUUGGAUUUGAAAAUAAGGGAAAUUUUCCGGCGCCCACCGCGAAUAGUCCCACCACCAACCCAAACAAGCUCCAGUAUUCCUUACAUUUUAAGACUGGUGAGGGUCGGAUAAUAUUUUUUAAACCUUAGUGCUGAUAAUUGUGUUAAAAUUAACUAAACAAACUAAUUCAUUAGCAAGAAACUAGUGAAACACACAGCUCUGUGAAAACUACAUUUCAUAAGUCACACUCAUACUGUAGCCUACAUACUAUACACACAAAUUUGCAUCUGUACAAAACCCAAUGGCCUUAGUUUGAAAAGCCUUAUUUUAACUUCUUUUGCAUUAUACCUUAAUGCCAAAAUUAUUUAUAAACAA
Misgurnus anguillicaudatus (oriental weatherfish) is the source of this 8761-nucleotide messenger RNA. NCBI's taxonomy places the organism in Eukaryota, Metazoa, Chordata, Actinopteri, Cypriniformes, Cobitidae. The record is from RefSeq and is a predicted model, not a curated record.